AACUUAUUAAAUAGAUCGAGGUAUGUCUUCUGCAGGCAAAAGAGUGAUAGUGGUGACUGGGUCGUAUAAGGGCAUUGGGUUUGAGGUUGUGCGUCUGCUGUGUGAGCACUAUGGGGACAGAGCCACAGUGUACAUGACAGCCAGAGAUGCCACCAGAGCACAGCCAUACAUGGAACAGUUGAAGGCGAAGGGACUCAAUCCAGCAUUCGCCGAGUUAGACAUCACCUCCAAAGACAGUGUGAUGGCCUUGAAAGCUCUGAUAGAGCGUGAACACAAUGCUACACUGCAUUCUCUCAUCAAUAAUGCAGGCAUGGCUUACAAACAAGCGGCCACUGAACCCUUCUCACAACAAGCGCAGGAUACAGUGCAUAACAACUACUUUGGGCAUUUGAACAUAUCCGAUGCGCUGCUCCCAUUGGUUCCCUCGGGUGGCGUGGUAGUCAACGUGGCCAGUGGUGCAGGUCAGCUCUCACAAGUCUCCCCACAAUAUCAGAAACAACUAUCUGAAGCUGAUAAUAUAGACACGGUAACCGAAGUGAUGAACAAAUUCGUCGCAGCAGCUCAGAAGGGUGAACAAAAACAAGCUGGAUUCUCCAAUUCAGCAUAUGGAAUGUCCAAAUUAGGAAUGAUUGCCGCGGGAAGAGUUCAUGCGAAACAACUGGCUGGUCGGAAUGUUGCAGUGUUGAACAUGUGCCCUGGCUGGUGUAAGAGUGACAUGGCUGGGUGGGAGAGACCCCCCAAAACUGCAGCAGAUGGGGCAGACACUGUUGUGUGGCUGGAGACUAUGACUCACGAGCAGCAGAUGAAGGGGUCAGGAAAGUUCUUCCGUGAGAGGAGCGAAUCAACGUGGUAGAUUUGCCCUACUGAAUGAAAAUUAUUUAGUCAGACGCUUAACAUUUUCUAUUUUAUUGUGAAUAUUAUAAAUAAAAAAUAAUAAAUUUUUAAACCAAA
Symsagittifera roscoffensis is the source of this 951-nucleotide messenger RNA. RefSeq names its product carbonyl reductase [NADPH] 1-like. Bases 23 to 853 code for a protein of 276 amino acids. Lineage: Eukaryota; Metazoa; Xenacoelomorpha; Acoela; Convolutidae. The transcript is spliced from 5 exons. Gene Ontology annotation, molecular function: oxidoreductase activity. The record is from RefSeq and is a predicted model, not a curated record.